AUGCAUCAUGAUUGUUCACCUUCAAUAGUUCAUCGAGACAUUUCAAGCAACAAUGUGUUGCUUGAUUCAGAAUAUGAGGCUCAUGUUUCGGACUUUGGCACUGCUAAACUUCUCAGGAGGGGCUCAUCCAAUUGGACCACUCCUGCUGGCACAUUGGGAUACAUUGCACCAGAAUUUGCCUACACAAUGAGAGUCACUGAAAAAUGUGAUGUUUAUAGCUUUGGGGUCCUGACAUUGGAAAUAAUCAAGGGGAAGCACCCUGGUGAAUUCGUUGCCCAUCUGAUGUCUUCAACAACUGGACAUAUAGAAUUGAAAGACUUGUUAGACCAGAGACUUUCGCAUCCCACACAAGAAAUUGAAAAGAUCCUGGUAUUCAUCCUCAAGAUUGCAGAGGCAUGUUUACAUGUAAAUCCAGAAUCCAAGCCAACAUGUGGCCAACAAGAAGGUAGGCAAUAG
Messenger RNA from Coffea eugenioides, 456 nucleotides. Its product is annotated as MDIS1-interacting receptor like kinase 2-like. Gene Ontology annotation, molecular function: ATP binding; protein kinase activity. The coding region runs from base 1 to 456 and encodes 151 amino acids. Lineage: Eukaryota; Viridiplantae; Streptophyta; Magnoliopsida; Gentianales; Rubiaceae. The record is from RefSeq and is a predicted model, not a curated record. The transcript has 2 exons. Gene Ontology annotation, biological process: protein phosphorylation.